Molecule: messenger RNA, 219 nt
Organism: Acanthoscelides obtectus
Lineage: Eukaryota; Metazoa; Arthropoda; Insecta; Coleoptera; Chrysomelidae
Source: the annotation of a GenBank genome assembly
AUGACGAACACUUUCAUCAAUUACUCCUUCACACUGAAGUACGCUGGCUGUCGAAAGGCUUAUAGGAAAACAGACAUCGCCUAUUUAACAGAUUUGUUUACAAAAUUUAAUAUGGUUAAUUUGCAAUUACAAGGCGACAGUUUAAAUUUGAUUAAAACAAAGUCCAUCUUAUCAGCGUUUAGUCCAUCUUAUCAGCGUGUCUUGCCAGAGUUAAACUAA